AGAACACAAGCACGAUAGAACAGAGGAAAGGAUAAAAUCGAACAAGUGAAUUUGAGGAUCAACAACAUCCCAGCGUGCGGGAAAAAAUCUAGCACCAAAUUGAAAUAUGGAGAGCUAGCUCAUGAGGUCCAGGCUAACCAAAGAUGCAAACCCUUCUUCAACCCUGUAAGUCUCUGCCUCUCUUCAACUCUUCGUUACCGCUUAGUAUUAACAAUUGCCUUCUCACGUACAACGUUUCAAUCCAUAACAAAUGCCUAAAAUCCUCUAGUUUUCACUUAUUUCCUAAUAUUGGGUCACUCAAAACCUUGCCAUUCUCCAAGAAUAUUCCACCUUGGAAAAGUACCCACAUCUCAUUUUGCCGUCAAGAUGAUGCUUUUGAUGAUUUUUCAAGUACCCAGUUGCCUGAGAAGGCGCAAAACCAUAGAACUCAUGAGAAUGAAGAGCUGGAAUUGCUAAAUAAGCCAUCUCCGGUAGCUACAAAUAAUGGGAUAGGUUUAGAAGUUGAUAAAGAAUCUAAAACAGAUAAUAAAGAAGAGGCCUUAGCCCCUUUUUUGAAGCUCUUUAAGCCUAGAGAUUCAUUAGAAGAAGCAUACGAAGAGGAAGAUGACUCGAGUGUUGUAGAGGGGAAGUCUAGUUUGAAUAAUAAAGAUAAGGAAGCUAAGAAGGUUAAUGUGGACUACUAUGAGCCAAAACCAGGUGAUUUCGUAGUAGGUGUCGUUGUUUCAGGAAAUGAGAAUAAGCUUGAUGUGAAUGUUGGGGCAGAUUUGUUGGGUACGAUGUUGACAAAGGAGGUGCUGCCUCUGUAUGACAAAGAGAUGGAAUAUUUGUUGUGUGAUAUGGAUAAGGAUUCUGAGAGGUUUAUGGUUAGAGGGAAGAUGGGAAUUGUUAAGGAUGAAGCUGCGGUGAGUGGGGGAGCAGGUCCAGGGAGGCCGGUGGUAGAGACUGGAACCAUACUUUUUGCAGAAGUCCUUGGGAGGACGCUCAGUGGACGGCCAUUGCUUUCAACUAGAAGAUUAUUCCGGCGGAUAGCUUGGCAUCGAGUGAGGCAGAUAAAAGAAUUGAAUGAACCUAUUGAGGUUAAAAUCACAGAGUGGAAUACUGGGGGCUUGCUUACUAGAAUUGAGGGAUUACGGGCUUUCCUCCCAAAGGCUGAGUUGAUGAAUAGAGUGAACAACUUCAAGGAGUUGAAAGAAAAUGUGGGACGCCGAAUAUAUGUCCUGAUCACUCGAAUAAAUGAGACUAACAAUGAUCUGAUACUUAGUGAAAGGGAAGCUUGGGAAAUGUUAAACCUUCAGGAGGGAACACUGCUGCAGGGAACUGUCAAGAAAAUUUUUUCAUAUGGAGCCCAAGUAAGAAUUGGUGAAACUAACAGAAGUGGGUUGCUACAUAUUUCAAAUAUCUCUCGAAGCCGGGUUACUGCUGUCCAUGACUUACUUAAAGUUGAUGAGAAGGUUAAAGCGCUGGUUGUGAAGUCAAUGUUUCCUGAUAAAAUUUCACUUAGUAUUGCUGACCUUGAAAGCGAACCAGGCCUAUUCAUAUCAAACAAAGAGAGAGUGUUUGCUGAGGCAGAAGAAAUGGCGAAAAAGUACAGGCAAAAGCUACCUGCUGUUUUAAACACUCGAAAGUUAGAAACCCCUCUAAGCGAUGCCUUUCCUUUUGAUAGUGAAGCAACUAUGCAUGCAAAUUGGAAGUGGUUCAGAUUUGAAAGGGAAUAAUGAAGUUCGGUAAUGUAAUUGAGGCUAUGUUGUUGUAUCAUCUAAUUUGGAGGAGGGAGAAUUCAUGCCAAGUGGGGCUUGCUAUGGAGAAGGAAAUAGCUUCUUAUCAGGCCACUGUUCUCACCAUGUGAUUAGAAUGAAAUUUAUAUGGAUAUGCGGUUUUUGUGAAUGCCUUAUCCAUUUGAAAAUUGAUAAGAGCAUAUGAUGAUUGAUAAUCAAAGCCUGAUGUGAGUUCUUCCCCGUUGUUGUACACAAUAUGUAUGCAUCAAAUCUUCUCACACUGUGAUAAAUCCAAUUCUUUUACAAUCAAUUAUGAGAUUCAUAUUGUUCUUGUGAA
Molecule: messenger RNA, 2052 nt
Organism: Hevea brasiliensis (rubber tree)
Lineage: Eukaryota; Viridiplantae; Streptophyta; Magnoliopsida; Malpighiales; Euphorbiaceae
Product: protein PIGMENT DEFECTIVE 338, chloroplastic
Exons: 8
Coding region: 144-1715 (523 amino acids)
Biological process (GO): RNA stabilization
Molecular function (GO): RNA binding
Source: RefSeq, a predicted model, not a curated record